AUGAAGGUCUCGGCAGUCUUGAUUUCUGCCAUUGCAGCAUCCGCGAAGGCUUCUACACUUCUGCAAAGUCGUCAAUCGAAUUGGACCAUCGGUCAAACAGUUCAGACGACCAGUGGUCCAGUCAACGGACAUGCUGCAUUGAAUGAGUCCCAAGUAUCCGAAUAUUUGGGAAUUCCAUUCGCCAAACCACCCCUCGGGGACCUGAGAUUCGCUGCACCAGUUGCAUAUAAUGGCACUGCGACUCUCAAUGGUACCAAUUUUGGUUAUAGCUGUCCUGCUCAAUCUACCUCAUAUAAUGCUACACUAGUUGAACGGUCAAAUGUUUCUUUGGCAAUAGGAAUACCACUACUCCAAACAGUUGGAACCCCUUCGACGGCAAAAAGCGAAGAUUGCUUGACAUUAAAUGUGUGGGCGAAGCCACAGACUGGCGACGCCAAGAAAGCUGUAUUAGUAUGGAUCUAUGGAGGCGGCUUCAAUAGCGGGUCUAGUUCCACUCCAUCGAUGAAUGGAAAGCAUAUUGUAGAACAAGAGGAUGUGAUUGUGGUGUCUAUCAACUAUCGACUUAAUAUUUUUGGCUUUCCGGGAAAUCCAGAUAGCCCCGCGAAUCUCGGACUUCUAGAUCAAAGACUGGCCAUCGAGUGGGUUCGUGAUAAUAUUGAAAACUUUGGUGGUGAUACAUCCCGUAUCAUUAUAUUCGGACAAUCGGCUGGCUCAGCAUCUGUCGACUUUUACAACUAUGCUUGGGUAGAAGACCCAAUUGUUGCUGGUUUCAUUCCAGAAUCUGGUACAGCUUUGAGUUGGGGCUUGCCAAAUCAAGCAGAAAAUGUUGCUCUAGCUUGGUAUAACGUUACUGAAGUAGUUGGUUGUGGUGGUGCAUCCUCCGGCAAUGUUACUGCUUGCAUGCGCACCAAAACCACAACAGAAAUUAUAAAUGGCAUAUCUGCCACCUCUGGAUCUGGAGGUACUUUAGGAAGCUUCGGUCCCACUGUCGAUGAGAUUGUGGUAUUUUCCAACUAUACUGAACGCUCAUUAGCCGGAAAUUUCACCAAAAAGCCACUGCUUAUUGGAAAUAAUGACAAUGAAGCUGGGUUGUUCAUCGCCACAAGCUCCCUGCAAGGUUUAAGCUAUCCCGAUUUUUACUGGCAGACCUUCAAUUUGAUCGGCUUUACUUGCCCAACUGCCUAUCGCGCGAAUUAUUCAAUUCAAGCUGAUGUUACCACUUGGCGUUAUCGUUAUUUCGGUUCCUUCCCUGAUACAAUGAUCAUUCCAAAUGCAGGUGCAUGGCAUUCCGCCGAGAUCCCUAUCCUUUUUGAUACAAACAUCGCCAACCCUCCCGAGACGACCGAGCAAAUAGCCAUCGGAAAAUAUAUGCGUGGAGCUUGGGCUGCAUUUGCCAAGGAUCCUGAAAAUGGCUUGACGAAUUAUGGAUGGCCAAAAUAUGAACCUGAAAAGGAUACACUUAUUAGAUUGGCAUACAAUAAUCAGACGGGUAUAAAUGUUGCCAAUCCGUCGUUAUAUGAUGCAGACUGCCCCGUAACAGCCGCUGCUAGCACUAGUUCAAAUAGUUCAACGUCUACUUCGACAGGGACCGCGACAAGUAGUUCAGCAGCUGCAACAGUAUCUUCUUCUGGGGCAGGAAGCUUGGAACUUGGUUGUAUGGGACUGAUGAGCGUGAUGGUAAUUGGAAUAACUUUCUUAUUUUAA
Sclerotinia sclerotiorum 1980 UF-70 is the source of this 1704-nucleotide messenger RNA. RefSeq lists its product as hypothetical. The transcript is spliced from 3 exons. Lineage: Eukaryota; Fungi; Ascomycota; Leotiomycetes; Helotiales; Sclerotiniaceae. The record is from RefSeq and is a predicted model, not a curated record. Bases 1 to 1704 code for a protein of 567 amino acids.